ACAGUAGUCCCGUGUAUAUUGAAAUGAAAAGAAAUGAUCGACCCUAUGGACCGGCCUUUUAUUUCUGUUAUUUUGUUAAUAUAGUCCCGUGCGAAGACCAAUCGCGAGCUUGUAUUGUUUUGAAAAUUGUCAGAAGAAAAGAAAAAAAUACACACGAAAAAACUUUGAAAAAAACCCAAUGAAAUCGGGCAAGUAUAUAAAUCGUGUAACCAGGUCCAAAUCGAGAUUCAGUUGAGUGUUUGAUCGCGACACGAGUAAACAAACGAAAGACAACCGAAGAGAAAGAAUUUUUCUUGGCCAAAAUGACCAAAAUUGCCUAUAUUCGUGCUACAAAUCGACAAUAUCAACAGCAACAACAACAACAACAACAAUCAAUAUCAAUGAAUCAAUCGAUAUUGAAACCAACAAUACCAUCAAUGAUGCAACAACCAAGACCAUCAUUUCCAAAUCCACAAACAACACGAAUGAUUAUGAUGAAUAAUCAGAAUAAUCCUCUGCCACCAAGACCAAUGAUAAUGACACCAACAACAAGAUUUAAUUCAAAUCCAAACAUUCUAUUAGGAUUAGAUCAACAACAACAAAAUGGACAACGUAUAUCGAAACCAUUAAUGGAAAAAAGACGUCGUGCACGUAUAAAUCAAUGUUUAACACAAUUAAAAUUAAUUGUUGUCGAUUCAGCUGGUCAAUAUACACAGAAUAAUAAAUGUAAAUUGGAAAAAGCUGAUAUUUUAGAAUUGACUGUAAAUUAUGUUAAAAAAUUACAUCAAGAACAUCAACAACAACAACAAGAAAAGUCAACAAAAAUCAAUGAUAACGAUUAUCUAUCCGGUUAUUCGGAAUGUGUACGACAAAUAUGUGAAUAUUUAACUAAAAAUCAAACACAAAUAUCAUAUGAUACGUUGAAAGAUUUUCUACAACAAUCAUUAUCGAUUACAUAUCAACAACAUAAACAUCAUGAUCAACAAACGGCAACAACGUUCGUAACACCACCAUCACCCGCUCCAUCAUCCGAAUCAAAUCAUGGAUGUUCACCGACCACAGCGGCAGCAGCAACAACAACAAGAAUCAAAAUCGAAUCAAAUUCUGAAUCAAUAAAAUCCUCAUCGAUAAUAACGAAUAAUUGCCGUAAACGUAAACGAAUUAAUGAAUCAGAUACUGAUGAUAAUAAUACUGAUAAUGACGAAGAUUACUAUUAUGAUUAUGAUGAUGAUGAUGUUAUCGAUGAUAAUGAUGAUGAUGAUUUUGGUUAUGGAUCGGAUCAUCAGCAACAAGAAAAUUAUCCAUUAAAUUUGAAAAUUGUUAAACUUGAUAAUCCGCAACCGAAACAACAGCAUGGUUAUUUUGAUGAUAAUGAUGAUGUAUGGCGUCCAUGGUGAACCAUAAAAAUUCAAUCGAUUUUUGAUCGAUUUUUGUAAAUA
Messenger RNA from Dermatophagoides pteronyssinus (European house dust mite), 1418 nucleotides. RefSeq lists its product as uncharacterized. Gene Ontology annotation, molecular function: protein dimerization activity. The record is from RefSeq and is a predicted model, not a curated record. Lineage: Eukaryota; Metazoa; Arthropoda; Arachnida; Sarcoptiformes; Pyroglyphidae.